Molecule: messenger RNA, 14025 nt
Organism: Aspergillus puulaauensis
Lineage: Eukaryota; Fungi; Ascomycota; Eurotiomycetes; Eurotiales; Aspergillaceae
Product: non-ribosomal peptide synthetase
Exons: 4
Coding region: 1-14025 (4674 amino acids)
Biological process (GO): secondary metabolite biosynthetic process; amino acid activation for nonribosomal peptide biosynthetic process
Cellular component (GO): cytoplasm
Molecular function (GO): phosphopantetheine binding; catalytic activity
Source: RefSeq, a predicted model, not a curated record
AUGGCUGCCUUCGAGUCCUCGGAGGAACCCCCACCUCUUCCCACGACGCAGGUUCCGUGCCUGAAUAUCUUCAACCGGUAUGCAGUCGCGCAAUCACGUACAUCGCGAGCUUCUUCCGAGGCGAUCGAACUUGAUAGUAGUCCUGGUGCCCCGCUAGUCGCCGAAUAUCUUCAGGGCUAUGCGGGGUUCAUCGCCCAACUUACGGGGCAGGAAAAGAUCGCUUUCGUGCUGGAUCCGUGCAGCUCCGUCGCAGUGCCGCAAGAUCCGGCGACGGUGAUCAUUCUUGCGACCACGAAGACAGGGCAGGAAACAGACAAGUCAGCAUUAUUUCACAUCGACGAGAGGAAAUAUGCCGACUACAACAAAGACGAAAUUCAGUUCCAUUUGAACCUAGCUCAGCUGCAAGAUUGCAACGAGCAGACCCUCUUUCCAGACCACGAACAUCCUUUCACCUUGAACAUUAGAUCCAACCCCGAAACACGCAAGGUGCAACUCAGCGCGGUGUAUCCCUCGCACCUCGUCCCUACCCAUGCCGUCCCACAACUACUGAAGACGAUUACAUCGCACUUGACAUGCUCAGUUGCGGGCUUGCAGUUCCCAAAUAGCGACGAGGGCAGACAUUCCCCCAAUCUUUCCAAGUUGAAUUGGCCUUCACUUGGGAAGCCUCCAUCACGUAGCCAACCAUUUGAUGGCGGCCACGGCGGUCCAUUCCUUCUUCAUUCCAGCUUUAAUACUUUCGCCGAGCGAGCACCGCAUACCCAGGCUAUUGAUUUCAUUUCUACCCUCGCAGGUUCAAGUGGACCUGCAAAGCACUACACUUUGACAUAUGGUGCAUUGAAUACGGCAGCAACUAGACUGGCUGCCCAUAUACGCCAAAGUGUUUCUAUCAGUACUGGUCCCGCUCACGGCCAGUUUAUUAUUCCUAUUUACGCGUCGACCUCGGUCGAACUGUAUAUCUCCUAUCUGGCGGUGCUGAAGGCUGGGUUUGCAUUCUGCCCAAUCCCACUAGAUGCCCCGGCUAGUCGUAUCGCAGAAAUCCUCGGGGACCUAAGCUCGCCUGUCAUCCUGGGUGUUGGAAACGAGCCUUCGUCUCGACCAUGGGAGCUGGAGCAGCUUCAGCCCGCAUGGAUUGAUGUUACGGCGGUCUCACGGUGGAGGGACCUAUCCAACACCACGGAUCAGGCGAAUGUGGAGAAACUAUUUGAGCUCAACUUCCAACCCCCAACUAUCGCCGACCAUGACCUAGCUUAUCUGAUGUAUACGAGUGGCUCGACUGGCAAGCCGAAAGGUGUGCAGGUCACACAUAAGGCAGUGUCAUGCUCCAUAGAGUCGCAUGCGGCAAGCAUCCCUCUGCCAUCAAACGACUCUGACGGAUUUCGCUGGUUCCAGUUCGCGAAUCCGACGUUCGACCCAUCUUUGAUGGAAAUCUUCGUCACACUGAGCAGUGGUGGAACGCUGUGUUCGGCCCCUCGAGAGCUGAUGCUGACAGACCUCGAGGGCGCCCUCAACGAAGUCAGGGCAACCAUUAUGAUGGCUACACCCAGUCUGGCCGGGCUGAUACGCCCUUCUGAGCUCUUGACAUUGAAACAUCUGUGGACAAUGGGCGAGUCACUGAGCCAGACCGUGAUUGACAAGUUUGCUCGGGACUUUACGCUGGUCAACGCUUACGGACCUACCGAAGGAGCAAUCAACUGUACAUUCCUGGGUCCUGUGGAGAAUGGUAUUCGUGGGUCCAUCAUCGGCGGACCUCUUCCUACGUGCUCCAUGCUAGUCAUAGACCCCAAUAACCAUACUCCUAGUCCAGUCCCCAUUGGAUGCGUGGGUGAGCUUGCGCUUGCCGGCCCGCAAGUGAGCAGGGGAUACCUGAAUCGGGAGGCAGAAACUGCAAAGGCAUUUGUCGACAGCCCUGAGUUUGGUAGAGUCUACCGGACUGGUGACAUGGCAAGAGUCGUCUGGGGACGGUCUGGUGAGCUUCUCAUCGACUUUCUAGGUCGUAUACUAUCAGACCAAGCCAAGCUCAGUGGGCGCCGUGUUGAACUGGGAGAGAUCGAGUCGCUCUUGGCCACGGUGGAUGGGGUGGCCGAGGUUGUCACUGUAGUUGUCAAACGAGAUGAAGAGGAAAUUGGCAGUGAGCGAGUCGUCGCCUGUCUGGUGUCCGAUGGCCAGAGCGAUGCAGACAGGAGAGACAUUGUCGACCGCUGCUGCCAGACAGUAAACCACCAUUUGAUUUCGUAUAUGCGCCCAUCGGCAUACCUCUUCCUCCAAAAGCUGCCUAGACUCACGUCUGGCAAGACUGACCGCAAGGCCAUUGGGAGCUUGCUGUUGCGAGGCGAAGACACUCUCGACAUAUACCAGUCCGACAUGUCUGCCCCAGCUGGUGAUGGGCAGCAAUGGAAUUCCAGCAACAACGAAGUCCGCUCAGUCGUCGUAGAAGCUCUGGCCAAAACCGUUGGUGAGAAGGAGUCGGCAAUUGAGCCUGGAGCUAGCCUGCAGUCCCUUGGUCUCGACAGUCUCGGGGCAAUGAAGCUACUGCAAACGCUCAGGGAUAAUUCCAUCUUUGGCCUGGGUGUCGCUGAUGUUCUUCGCGCCCAAACCCCCCUGGCUCUGGUAUCCCUGGCUGUGCAGAGUAUAGAGUCCACGGAGCUGAGGGAAGAACGCGAGAAUAAUCUGGCCAAGACGGAAGAAGACCUGAGGCGAGAGCUGAAGCUGUUUUCUGAACGCAAUGUUGCAACUUGCGCUGGGCGACUCCAGCUCGACGAAGCAGAUAUUGAACAGAUCUUGCCUACGACAGCAACGCAGUCUGGUAUGUUGGCAAGCUACCUGCGCAGCUCGGCGGCAUCGACCGCUACAAGUCGUUCCUAUAUUUAUCACUCUGUAAUGUCCCUGAAACCAGAGGCGGAUCUGGAUCGCUUGAAGCAGGCAUGGGAUGCUGUCAUUCAAAGUUACGAUUCAUUCAGAACGGUCUUUUGCUGGCUCGAUGAUGACCUUGCCCCCUUUGCCCAGUGUAUCCUGGAUCCGAAGGCCUCUCGCCAUCCUGGAUGGAAUAUCUACGCUGCAGUAAAGGGUGACGCUCAACCGGAGGCAAAGACCGAAGUGGCUCUUCGCACUGCCGAGAGAAAUAUUGACAUCCAGCGACACCCCUGGCAAUUGUCACUUGUAUAUCUCGAGGACCAGGUGUGCCUUAUUCUCAGUAUGUUCCACGGGAUCUUCGACGGUGGCUCGCUGCAGCUGCUCCUGGACGAUGUGUCGGCGGUCUAUAUGGGCCAGCAGUCCCAGCCGCGUACAUCGCUAGACCACAUUGUCGACCACCAUUUCAUGGCUGACCAUGCGGCAACUGCUGAAUUUUGGAAUGGGCAGCUCGAAGGAUACGUUCCUGUUGGCUUUCCUUCCAUUUCCUCCACCCGACCGCCUGCAUCUCCAGCCACCCAUGCCGUCGAAGUCUGCUCGCAAAUCGGUUAUGAUCAAUUGAAGCAGGGUUCCAAGAUGAUGGCGACAACACCCUUGUCUGUGAUCCAGGCAGCAUGGAGCUCUAUCCUCCUGGCCUACACUGGGGCGAGCGGCCAUGAUGUAGUCUUCGGCAGUGUGGUAUCCGGACGACUGGACGGCAAGUCCGAAGUCUGCAUAGGGCCGACCUUCACUACCGUUCCCAUUCGACUUGAUCUUGACAGAAUACCCAAGAGCUCAGAGCACUUUGACAGCCGCUCCGUAGCCAGACAUCUCGCUUCACUGAAUACAGAGGCCAUGAUUCAUCUGCAGCCGCGAUUGGGGUCAGUGGUGACUGCAGAGGGCCGGCUUCCGUAUGACACGCUUUUGGCGUACCAGGACUUCAGCGCCAAGGGCACAUCUCCUGCUAUAUGGCAGUCCAUUCACCACCCACCCAUGGUCAAUGACUUCGCAGUGAUGAUUGAGGUUUGGCCUGGGGACAAUUCGACACUGACACUGCGCGCUACCUUUAGUGAGAAGGUGAUGGACCGCGCUGCAGCAGAGAUGAUGCUGGCGCAAAUGGACGCCAUUAUCGCGUCCAUAUUGAACAGUCCCAACGAUGACUUCUUAGAUACUCCUGCGAUUGAUGAUGAACGACUAAAGUCUGGUCUGGACCUGGCGGCGCCUCAAUCUGCAACAGUGUCUGAAGGCCUGUUGCUUCACAGUGCAUUCGAGAAGCAUGUUGAGUCCAACCCUGAUGCUCCUGCUCUGAUAUUCAAGAGAGUUCUGGGAGACGAUACCAACGCCGCAAAUGUCUCCUGGACCUAUCAAGAGCUGGAUUCAAGGGCCCAGGCUCUGGCUGCACAGUUACAUUCAGGAGACUACGAGCUUCGCCCAGGCUCUGUGAUCCCUAUCUGCAUCCAGAAGAGCCCUGCCUUGUAUGUAGCAAUUUUGGCAAUUCUCAAGGCCGGCUGUGCUUGGUGUCCUAUCGAUGUGUCCUCUCCACCGCAAAGACGCAGCAACCUUAUUGAACGCACUGGAGCGAGAGUACUCUUGGUGUCAAGCGCAGACUCAAUCGAAGCCGCAGAGCUGUUGCCAGAGGGAUGUCAGCCACUGAAUGUUGUCCCAUUCACCGAACAGCCGCUCUCUGCUUUCUUCAGUGAUCUCCAACCUCUGAGACAUGAAACCAAGUCGUCAAACACGGCCUAUCUUAUCUGGACCAGUGGAACGACCGGAGCGCCCAAGGGUGUUCCCAUCACCCAUUCUGCUGGAGUGGCCAGUAUAGCGCCGCUAAUGAAGACGAUUCCCCUUGGCACCACUGGAACACCACGGACUCUGCAGCUAUCUGACUCCAUAUUCGAUGUCUCGAUACAAGAUGUCUUUUACACCUGGAGCUCCGGCGGCACCUUAAUAUCUGCGUCCCGUGAGAUCAUGCUAGGCUCAUUCCCAGAGCUUGCAAACGAGACCAAAGCAACGCAUGUGCACCUGACGCCCGCAUUCGCAGCUGGAAUCCGGCGAAGUGCCUGUAAGACUCUGGAAGUCAUUACCAUGAUUGGCGAGAAGCUUCCCCAGCCUGUGGCUGAUGACUGGGGGAAGAAUAUGCGGGCGUUCAAUACCUAUGGGCCAGCUGAGGCGACCAUUGUGUCCACAGUCCGGGAGUUUGGCAAUGAACACAGCACCGUUAAGAGUGCCAAUAUCGGGUGGCCUCUUGAUACCGUGUCUGUGUUUGUCACCAAGGGAGAGAGCCUUCUGAUGAAGCACGCUGUAGGCGAGCUAGCACUGGGCGGGCCUCAACUCUCCCCUGGGUAUCUUGCGCAGGAGGAUAUCACAAAGGCCAAGUAUCGCUGGAACGAGAAGGCCUCACAGAUACUUUACUACACAGGAGAUCUUGUUCGAAUGCUAUCAGACGGCUCCCUCGAAUAUCUGCAUCGGGUCGACGACAUCGUCAAGUUGGGCGGUAUUCGAGUGGAAUUGAGCGAGAUCACAGCGCCUGAAGCAGUUAUCGGCACUGACCAUAGUGGCGAGGCCAUCGUUGACGAGCUUGGAGUUUCCAUAGCCUCUGCAGCACUGGAGGCAGCAUCGUCAACGCUUCCUCCUCAUAUGAUUCCUUCUUGCUGCAUUGUCAUCUCCUCUAUCCCCAGAACGCAGUCCGGCAAAACUGACCGUCGAGCGCUACAGGCUAUAUACGUUGGCCUUGACAUUGACAGCUGGGACAAAGCACUAGGACUGAGCAGUGACAGUUCAUUACCAGCUAUAUCUGACAGCUCGAGCGCUCCGCUGAAAGGACGUAUAAUCUCCACGGUCUCUGCCUUUGCAAAUGUGAAGCUGUCGCUGGUUACCGCAUCCAGUCGGCUUGCAACGCUGGGAAUUGAUUCGAUUCGUGCUAUAAGACUCGCAUCCCGUCUGAACGAGAACGGUGACAACAUUUCCGUUCAAGACGUCCUCCAGUGUCGGACAGUGGCGGAUCUCGUCAACAGGGUCGAGUCUGCGCCGGAAGAGGGCCAGGCGAGAUACGACAUGGGAGCAUUCAACAGUCAGUGGCAUGAUGCAGUGGCCAGAGCUGUAACUGGAGACUUCCACGUAGCACCAGCAACGUCAAUCCAAGAGGGAACGCUGAGCGAAACAAUGGGCAAUGUCGCCAUGUAUUGGAGCAACCACUUCUUUGCCCUGGACCCUUCCGUCGACCUUGACCGACUCAAGCAGGCCUGGCAUGCGGUAUGCCAGAGCAAUGCUGCUCUUCGAACAGGGUUUGUCCCUACUGCUGCGUUAAAAGAGCAACCGGUGGAGGACUCAUCCAAGUAUGGCUUUCUCCAGGUGCUCUAUAAAGAGCACGACAUCGACUGGGUAUACACGGAGUGCACACAGGCUAGCUACAGAUCUGUCCUGGAGGAUAGAGUCAAUAAAGGCAUGGACAAGCACCAAAAUAGCUACUUCAUACAGCCUCCCUGGGCAAUCACAGUACUCGCAACGGAAAAGGAGCAGGUCAUGGUUCUGACUCUCCAUCACAGCAUCCACGACGGCCCCUCGCUGGACUUCAUCAUGAACGAUGUCUACAGUGCCUACCAGUCUUCAGCCCCUAUACGACCAGAGCUGCAGAAGGCCUUAUCGCUAGCCCUCCCAACUCCAACGCAGCAAAAUGAAACGAAUGCGUUCUGGCGCGCUGAACUGGAGCCAUACGCUGAUUCGGAUCCUCCGGCUUGGGCUGAGCUGACAGGCAAGAGGAUGCGCAACGGCGUCGUCCCCAAGCGCAGUUUCAUAUCGGAAUCCAUAUCCCUGACAGAACCAGCAUCUUCACUGCGAGCAAAGGCAGCCGGUCUCGGAGUCGCCUCGAUGACAUCAGUGCUUCGAGCCGCAUGGGGGGUUGUCCUGCUGGCAUACCUGGGAGACACUGCAACUGUCUUCGCCGAAACACUGUCUGACCGUGUUCUUGAUGCCGAGAUGGCAGAAGUCAUUGGCCCUUUUAUUUCGACAGUCCCAGUGCCCUUCCACGCCAAAGGUACAGUGAGGGAGCUCUUUGAUGAGCAGAAUCGUACCUACGAACGGUCGUGGACGCAUCGCCACGUCCAUCCCCGGGAGAUCAGAAUGGCCUUGAAGAGAGCGCCUGGGCAGCCUGUCUACCCUGCUGUCUUUGCUUUCCAUCCCAGUUCCGAUGGAGGCUCGUCGUCUCGGACUGCUAUCUGGGAGCAGAGGGAGGACGAGCUGGGCUUGAAUGUCGAGCACUCGUUUGCCCUGAAUGCCUCUGAAGAGACUGAUGGGACAUUGACCCUUGUCGUGUCCUGUCUAUCGACAAUUAUGAGCUCGACUCACCUAAGACUAUUCGGCCGCCAUAUCGAUGGGGUGGUGAGUGCCAUGCUUGCUCACCCAGACGAGCCAGUGCGUGAGAUAUCUCGCUUCCUGCCCACCGACCUCUUGUCCAUUUCCAGCCCGGAUCCAAGCCCUGCCGUCAUGGAAUCGGUGCAAUGGAGCCCCGCCUGCUGGCUUGAGGCCAAUGCGAAGACGCAUCCAGACUGGCCUGCAGUCGAAGUUGCAACCUCGAUCACCGACGAGGGGGUUGUCAAAGAGUCCAUGUCGUACGCCAAACUAAACUCUGAAGCCAACAAGGUCGCGGCAUAUCUGGCUUCUCGUGGACUCCAGAAUAGACUCAUAGCUGUCUGUGGCCCUCCCAGCCUUCUGCUGUAUCCCAUUACCCUGGGCAUCUUCAAGUCGGGCAACGCAUACAUGCCCAUUGACGAGGGUCUGCCAGACGACAGAAAGUCGGUCAUGAUAGAAGAUGGCGAUAGCCCUAUCGUAUUCACCGAAGCAUCGCUACAUCACACAUUCAUGCAAAUCCCCCAGGCCUGCGAGGCGAUCUGCUUCGACGACCAGUCGUUCCAGGAUAUCCUAUCUCAGAUGCCCUCAGAGGACCAAAUCUAUCCUGCAGGUUCCGACGACCCAGCCUAUGUGCUAUUCACUUCAGGCUCAACGGGAAAGCCAAAGGGCGUGGUAGUAACUCGCAGAAACCUGUCUUCUUUCCUGCAAUCCUGGUCGGAGCUUGUCAUAAACAUAGCCCCAGAGACUCUUGAACUGGGAGGGCGAGGUCGUUUCCUUGCCCUGGCGAAUAGAGCCUUUGAUCCCCACAUAGCUGAGAUGUUUGGGCCUUGGUGUUUUGGGAUGGCCACCUGCUCUGCUGAUCGGACAUUGCUGCUGGACGACCUCCAGCAGGCAUUGGUGCAGUGGGACAUCACUCACGCCAGCUUUGUCCCAUCUGUCCUCGACCAGAUGAAUAUCCUCCCGUCGGACGUUCCUAAUCUCAAGUAUAUCAGUGUAGGAGGGGAAAAGAUCUCACAGAGAGUGCUGGACACCUGGGUGGCCGGUACUGGGGUGUCCCUUGUUAACGCAUACGGCCCGACAGAAGUGACCAUCGGGUGUACUUUUGCCCACGUAAAUCAGGAUACAAACAUGAGGAAUAUCGGGACGCCUUUAUCGGCCUGUACAUGCCAUGUCUUGGUCCCAGAUAGUCUAUAUCAUGCCCUUCUCGGGCAAGUCGGGGAACUUUGCUUCACGGGGAGCAUUGUGGCCAAGGGCUAUAUGGACAGGCCCGAUGCAAAGGGGUUUGUAACAGGGCCAAACGGAGAGCACAUGUAUCGCACUGGCGACAUGGGACGCAUGAUGGCCGACAGCAGCAUCGAGUACUUCGGGCGCAGCGAUGACCAGACCAAGAUACGAGGACAACGACUCGAGCUGGGCGAGGUCUCUGAGGUUGUUCGCGCAUCUUCGCCGGUGGCAGUGGACGUCGUCAGCAUGAUCGUCAAGCACCCAGCUCUGGCUCGAAGCCAGCUGGUCUCCUUUGUUUCUCGCUCCGUGCGUAAUAGGGGCGAUGAGCUGGGAAUCAUCUAUUCGGACAUUGCAACGCUGGCAAAUGAUCUCCGACGAGCCUGCGAGCAGAAGUUGCCUGCCUACAUGGUGCCAGAAAUUGUCCUUCCAAUUACAAACAUCCCCCUCGCGCGACUGUCUGGCAAGGCGGAUUCCAAGGAGCUGCGGCGCAUAUUCGGCACUCUCUCGCUGGACGAGGUUCUUCGUGGUAACAGCCUGGCCUCUGCUUCUGACAGCACCGUCGUUGAUCGGGCGUUGACUGCGGAGGAGGAUAGAAUUGUAGAAGAGAUUGCCAGAAUGGGCAGCAUCGACGGUUCGCUGAUCAAGCCACAUACAAACAUAUUCGAGAUUGGAAUUGAUAGUCUCGGAGUGAUCGGCCUGUCUGUACGGCUUCGGGCUGCUGGCUAUGAUGCGUCAGUGGCAGCAAUCAUGAACAGCCCCGUCAUUGAACAGCUUGCCCUGUUGCCAAAGAAAGAAGACAAUGCUUCUGCUCAAGCUGCCGACAAGGAUUGGGAGCAAAGGCUCACCAGCCUGAAAGACAAAUUCGUCGAGCUGCAUCCCGAGGCCUUGGAUGCUCAAGUGUCAGUGAGGCCCUGCCUUGCGCUCCAGGAGGGCCUGGUGGCACGGUCUAUGAAUAACGACGAAGAUGAUCUAUACGUGAAUCAUGUCCUGCUGAAGCUGAACGAUGAUGUGCAACCAGAGCUGCUGCAGUCCGCCUGGAGACUUGCUGCCGCGAAGAACGAGAUACUGAGGACUGCAUUUGCUCUCCUCGACUCCCAGAUUGUCCAGAUUGUAUUCCCAGCAGAUGCCAAUACUACCAAAUGGGCUGAGCAGAGAUUUGAUAGUGUCGAGCAGGGCAGAGAGAACUUUGCCAGUCAGUAUCGCAGCAUUGCCCGCCAUAUCAUCCAGAACAUCAACACAACGCCGCCGGUUCGGUUCAAUUUCGCCUCGUCUCAGAACGGACAGCCGUUGCUACUGCUUGUUUCCAUCCAUCACAGUCUCUACGAUGGCGAGUCCUUCGGAAUGCUGCUUGACGACGUUGCCAAACACUACUCUAGUGUCUCGCCGCCAGAACGGGGCUCGCCGUCUGCGUUCAUCCAGCAUGUUCACUCGCAGAGUCUCCAGAAAGCCAAGUCCCACUGGGAACAGGAACUAUCGGGCUGCUCGCCAACCCUGUUUAGGCAUGACACGUCUGACGUUGGAGAGCCACUUACUAUCGACCGCACCUCUCUCUCAGCUCUGUCAGACAUCAAGCGCUAUGCAGCCAGCUUGCGAACCACGGUGCCUUCUCUGAUGCAAUCCAUCUUUGCUCUGCUCCUUGCAGACUCUGUCAAUUCCUCUGAUAUCACAUACGGCCUGGUUCUCUCCGGACGGUCUGUCUCUGUUCCUGGGGCCGAGUCCGUCCUGCUUCCCUGUAUCACCACCAUCCCCGCCAGACUGAACACCAGCGGACUCAGCACAGUCGAAGAUGUAAUUGCAUGUGUCCAGAGGACCAGUGCCAAAUCUCUUGAGUAUCAACAUACAUCCCUACGGUACAUCCAGCAAUGGGCCAACUCUGGAAGGCCUGUGUUUGAUUGCCUGUUCUCCUUUGUUAAAACAACCCAGCCCCUGGCCAACGGUCCUUGGGAGGAACUUGCCAGUGAUAUGCCAAUGGAGUAUCCCCUGGCCAUGGAGGUAGAGGCAGACGACAUUCAAGACCAGCUUCAUCUUCACUGUGGCUUUACAUCCUCCUUUGGAUCGCGGUCGCGUGUCGACAAUCUUGUAGAGAAGAUGGACAUUGUCCUUUCCACCAUCACCACUGGGUCUCCCAUGUCUCUGGAGUCUUUCAACCUCUCGCAGACUUCCACUCAGCCCAACCGGUCAGAGGAGAAGGUUUGGAACAACGACAACUGGACAGACUUAGAGCAGUCCAUUCGCCGAAUUGUCGCAGAUUUCUGUGGCCUGAGCAUCGACGUCGUCUUCAAAGGCACAUCUUUCCUGCGACUCGGUGUUGAUUCAGUCACAGCCAUCCAGCUAUCGAAGCAACUGCGUUCGAAUGGAGUCGCCGUCUCAUCCAGGGAUAUCAUGCGCUAUUCCUGCGUGGGUGCUUUGGCACAGAACGUGCUUGAGAAGGCCCGUUCUGUACCAGAUGUUGCUGCACCAGCCAAAAACUCAGAGAUACCUGAUCUUGCAGUAUACGCAUCUCAUGCCCGCCUCCUGAAUUCGGAAGACACGAUUGAAACUGUUUUCAAGUGCACUCCGUUGCAAUCAUCAAUGAUUACCCAGACCCUGGGUCUCUCAGGGGCCGUGUAUGUCCACCCACAUAUCGUAAAGCUGUCCGAGUCCUGCAACCUGGAUACUCUCAAGUCUGCACUUCAAAAGGUAAUCGAUGCCAAUGACAUUCUUCGAACCUCGUUCCACUUUAUUCAGGAGCUUGGAGGCCAGUGGGUUGGUGCUGUUCACUCCCAGUACUGCCCUGAGUGGGAGGAGACCUCGAUAUCUCCAGAUGGCGAUAUUGAUGCCACAGCCCUGAAUAUUCUGCGUCUGGAUGAAGAGACUGCAUUCGCCAUCCCACCUCUUCGAGCAGCCAUAAUCCACCGCUCCAAUGAGCGUUUCUUCGCCAUAGUCACGCAUCAUUCACUGUACGAUGGAACUUCUCUCCGCUUCAUUUUCGAAGACUUGAUGCUUGCCCAUCGGGGUCUUUCUUUACCCAAGCGCUCUCGAUUCGCAGACAGUGCUCACCGUAUCUCGCAAGACCAGGAGGAAGCAUGCGACUUCUGGACAGAGUCCCUCCGCGGAUACAAAGUCACCGAAGUGCCACCUCUUCCGGAGGCAGAGUCGUCGUCACACAUGUUCUUUUCUGAGGCGCGAGUUGACCUUGACAUCUCCGCCAUAGCCAAUGCUUGCCAGGCAUUAGAGGUGACUGUGCAGACAGCAGCACUUAUUUCCUACGCAAAGGUUAUUGCGAAGCUGACUGGCCAGGACGACGUUGUGUUUGGCCAUGUCCUCGCAAGACGGUCUGUAGAUGCCCUCGAUGAAGACCAGACAAUCGGUCCUCUCUUCAAUACAGUUGCCCAAAGGAUCGACCUUGGGUCCAAAGUCACAACGAACCGGGAGAUGCUGCAGCGAUUGCAAAGGUUCUCUGCCGACUCUCAGGACUUCCAGCAUGCAUCCUUGCGCACUAUCCAAACCAGGCUGAGAGAAGCACGCCAGCUUGAUACUGCGUCCGUUUUCGAUACGCUGUUUGUAUUCCAAAAGAGCGCCGAAGGCCCAGGUGGCUUGACUCAACCAAACUCACUAUGGACGCCAUUCAACAGUGUCGAAGCACUGGAUGGCCAGGCUCAGUACAAGCUGAACGUGGAAGUCGACCAUGGCGACGACGGUAUUGUCGUCCGUGCUUCAUGCCAGGGCCAAUUUCUCUCUCAACGCAACCUGGACGAUGCCCUGAAAGCCUUCAGCCAUGCAUUCUGUGACACAAUAACCCAGCAUUCGCGCUCUGUGACAGCCUAUCCAGGGUAUUUCGAUCUCUUGCCCAGUCCUCCCACUAAUGCCUACAAAGACACAACGGUCCUCACCUCCGACGAGCCAAGUCACGAACGAAUUGUUCGAAAAGUUCUAUCCGAAAUCUCAGGGCUGCCCAUCGAUGCCCUCCAACCAAGUUCCAGCAUUUUCAGCAUCGGUCUGGACUCUGUGUCCGCCAUUCGUGUUGCCUCAGAGCUCCGCCGGCAAGGUUUAGCUGCAGGCGUCGCGGACGUUCUUCAGGGCAGUACAGUUCGUGGUAUUUCUUCACGACUACAGCCGAGCCCUAAAAAGCAGGAUUCUUUGCAGAGACCUCUGAUUCCCGAUAUAGAUCAAAUUCAGCCAAUGGUUCUCGAACAGAUACGACGAGCCCCAGAGGAGGUAGAGCUGAUCCUCCCUUGUCUAAAUGGACAGAUGUACCAUUUGGCUUCCUGGCUCAAAUCCAGACGGACACUCUUCGAGCCUGCCUGGCCGUACGCCUGUUCUCAGCGCAUUGAUAUCGAACGCAUGCAAGACGCCUGGGCCCAGCUCCGCCAGCGAAACAGCAUUCUUCGAACAUGCUUCGCUGCGAUAACGCCAUCACGAGCGGUUCAGGUUGUUCUCAAGACGGCUGCCCGCAAUGAUGGCACAUUCCAGGUCAUCUCAAGCUCUGAAUGCCUGGUUGAAGCUGCUCGAACGUGGGCCAGGAUUGAGUCAAUACACCCAUCGACUCUGCAUUCUCCCCCAGUCCGUCUACGUCUUAUCCAGGCCACUGACCGGGAUGGAUUCCUCUUGCUUGUAAACCAUGCAGCCUACGAUGCCUGGUCCAUGCCGAUGAUUGUGCAACAACUGGCGGACAUCUACCUUGGUGUCUCCGCCAAAUCGACCCCUGAGUUUGCCUCCUUUGUAAAUUUCACGACCCAGUCAACAAACAUCCCAGAUCAGGAUAGGUAUUGGGAAUCAGUUAUUGGGGAAAGUUCUCCAACUCUCCUUGGCUCGUCUUAUACCAAUGGCGCGCAUACCAACGGUACAGUAUCCGCCCGCCGCACUCGUCAGCUAUUUGUGGGAUCAUGGGAGAAGAUUCCCAACCUGCCCUAUCUCGAAAAGACUUGCCAGUCUGCAGGCGUCAGUCUUCAGAGCGUCAGUCUCCUGGCAGUAUCUCGCGUCUUAGCUCGCCUGGCCCAGGUCUCCAGCCCAACAUUUGGCCUGUAUCAGAGCGGUCGCUUAGCAGCAUUCGCUGGCAUUGAAAGUCUACCCGGGCCAUGCUUAAACGUCACUCCUUUUACUGUUCAUGAUGUGUUGUCAGAUAAUAGUCUGCUGGCCUCAGAUACGGUGGACGCAGUACGGUCAAUCCAAAAGUCCCUGGCGAACCUCAUUCCCUAUGAACAGACCUCGCUGCGAGAGAUAUUAACCAACUGGGUGAAUAAGAAUCCCGCCACCCCAGUACUCUUCAACGCCUGGGUCAAUCUGCUCUGGACUGGGCAGUCUGCGCCUCAGUCAGCCAGUGAGACCUUAUUCGAGCCUGUUCCAAUCGGCGUCCCAACAGACUUUAUCCUGCCGACAGCUCCAGCAAGCCUCGACACGGAGCAAACUAGUGUUGAUGCAUUGGAUACAUCCUACCUACCAGAUCAGAACAUUUGGAUUGAUAUCGGCCCUGACCCUCGCACGCAGACAAUCGGAUUUGGGGUUCGCGUCGAGGGAGGACUGAUGAGUGAGUCGGAGACCCGCGCUUUCGUCGACGGCGUUGCGGAAGAGAUUGAAGGCUUGACGUAA